Capsella rubella is the source of this 1153-nucleotide messenger RNA. RefSeq names its product aquaporin PIP2-7. Gene Ontology annotation, cellular component: plasma membrane. Gene Ontology annotation, biological process: transmembrane transport. NCBI's taxonomy places the organism in Eukaryota, Viridiplantae, Streptophyta, Magnoliopsida, Brassicales, Brassicaceae. Gene Ontology annotation, molecular function: water channel activity. The transcript is spliced from 4 exons. The coding region runs from base 103 to 945 and encodes 280 amino acids. The record is from RefSeq and is a predicted model, not a curated record.
CUGUCGUCGUCACACACCACCACUCAUUUCGAGCAGAGCAAACUCCAUAGCCUAGCUCUAGAGAGAGAGAAAAAACUUAAGCUUCUUAGAGAGAAAACAAAGAUGUCGAAAGAAGUGAGCGAAGAAGGAAAAACCCACCAUGGGAAAGACUACGUGGAUCCUCCACCAGCUCCGCUCUUUGACAUGGGAGAGCUCAAGUCUUGGUCUUUCUACAGAGCUCUCAUCGCUGAGUUCGUCGCUACUCUCCUCUUCCUCUACGUCACUGUAGCCACUGUCAUCGGCCACAAGAAGCAAACCGGUCCCUGUGACGGCGUUGGUUUACUCGGGAUCGCUUGGGCUUUCGGUGGUAUGAUCUUCGUCCUCGUUUACUGCACCGCCGGUAUCUCUGGUGGUCACAUUAACCCAGCUGUGACUUUCGGUCUGUUACUUGCUCGUAAGGUCUCUUUGGUUCGAGCUAUUGGUUACAUGAUAUCUCAGUGUCUUGGAGCCAUCUGUGGUGUGGGUUUCGUGAAAGCUUUCAUGAAGACUCCUUACAACACUCUGGGUGGAGGAGCUAACACCGUAGCUGACGGUUACAACAACGGGACUGCUCUUGGAGCUGAGAUCAUUGGAACUUUCGUCCUUGUUUACACCGUCUUCUCCGCUACUGACCCUAAGAGAAGCGCUCGUGACUCUCACAUCCCCGUUUUGGCUCCACUUCCAAUUGGGUUCGCUGUAUUCAUGGUGCAUUUGGCAACUAUCCCCAUUACUGGAACUGGUAUUAACCCAGCAAGAAGCUUUGGUGCUGCUGUUAUCUACAACAACGAGAAGGCUUGGGAUGACCACUGGAUCUUCUGGGUUGGUCCGUUCCUUGGAGCACUAGCUGCAGCGAUUUACCACCAAUUCGUAUUGAGAGCUUCAGCAAUUAAGGCUUUGGGAUCCUUCCGAAGCAACGCGACCAAUUAAUGAAGGCUUUUAAAAUUAUGUGAAGAAACAACUUAAGAUUUGGGAAAUGCUUUAUUGUUAUUAUUAUUUGUUGUUCUUUUGUGUGUAAUGAGAGAGAGAUGGUUGGAUGAUGUUAAUUAUGAAAAUGGCCUUAUGAAUUCUGUUUCUUUCUUUUUUUCCUAUUUGAAAAAUUCCAAUAGUCUUAUUAGCUUUGGUGUGUUUGUCUUCA